AACAAAACAGAGACAGCUCCUGAAAAGGGUGUUAGCGUAUAGUUAGCUUGCAACUCGAGGUAAACAACUGGUGUUGUGGCUCGUGUAUCACCCAGGCUCGACUAAAAAAAUAUUACUAGCUUUUUGGCAUGAUAAAUUAAAUAUUCACUUUGGAGCAGUAUGGUCCGACUGUAAGGAAACACAGCUGGCCACGGCUGUUCGCUACAUUUUUAGGGCUAGUUUUAAUCUAGCUAACGUUAGCAGGCUAGCUCGCCAGGCUAGCUCUAUGUAUGCCAAGCUGCGGCAGGUUAGCUAGCUAGUUGCUAGCUUGUUGGCUAGCUCAGUCGGCAAGGCAAGGUGGAGACCAACAACGUGGAGAUGCGAAUAAAGAAAGGGUGGCCUUGAAUGACUAAAUGAGCAAGACAGGCAAGUGCGAAGAUCUCUGGGAGAUUCAACAUGAAGUUGUAUGUGUUCCAGGUCAACAAUGGCAGCACGCUGACAUUUGACACUGAGCUUGCUGUCCAAACUGUGCUGGAGCUUAAACAUGCCAUCCAGGUCAAAUAUAAGAUUGCAACUCAACAUCAAGUCCUUGUUGUCAAUGGAGGGGAGUGUAUGGCUGCAGAGAGGCGAGUCUGCAGCUACAGUGCUGGCACUGACACCAACCCCAUAUUCCUAUUCAACAAAGAGAUGAUCUUGUGUGACCGGGAUCCAACAAUCCCCAAAACCACCUUCUCGAUUGAGAGUGAGAUUCAAGUGAAGGUGGAAGAGUCUCUUAUGAUGCCAGCUGUCUUUCACACCGUUGCCUCGCGAACACAACUUGCUGUGGAAAUGUUUGAAGUUGCCAAGAAACUUUGCUCUUUCUGUGAGCGUUUGGUUCAUGAUGAACACCUCCAACACCAAGGCUGGGCUGCUAUCAUGGCUAACCUGGAUGACUGCACCUUGUCUUAUCAGAAGUUGCUUUGGAAAUUUGACACAGCAUACACAAAUUAUCAGCAGGACUUGGAGGAAAUUAAAUUGAAACUCACAAAGUUAGGAACAGCAGUCUCUGUCAUGGCCAAGAUACCUCUGCUGGAAUGUUUGACAAGGCAUAGUUAUAGAGAGAGCAUCGAGAAGUCCAGCUCAACCCCCGAAAAAGAUUCAGAUGAGACAGAGGAAGAGAAAUCCACCGACUCUGUACUCUGCACCACUGAUGCACAGAGGACCUCAAAGUUACCCACAUCUGUCCCUGCUCCGGGUACAACCAUAUCUGAACCGACUGAAGAACAGGAAAUGAACGAAAUGACUGACAGCGGUGGCCUGAGGGCUGCCUUACAGGAGGAUGAUACUCCAGAGCUGGCUAACCCUCCCUCUUUCAAUGUCACACUACUGGACUGGAUCAAUGUACAAGACAGGCCCAAUGAUGUGGAAUCAGUUGUGAGGAAGUGCUUUGACUCCAUCAAUAGGCUUGACCCACGCAUUAUUCAGCCCUUCCUGGCUGAUUGUCGAGAUACAAUUGCCAAACUAGAUAAUCAAAACAUGAAAGCCAUCAAGGGGCUUGAGGACAGGUUGUAUGCUCUUGACCAAAUGAUAGCAAGCUGUAAGAAGUUGGUGAAUGAACAGAAAGAACUUGCUCAGGGAUUUUUGGCCAAUCAGAAGCGGGCUGAAAACCUGAAGGACACAUCUGUUUUGCCUGACUUGUGUUUGAGUCACACUAAUCAGCUGAUGAUCAUGCUGAACAACCACAGGAAGCUGCUGGACAUCAAAAAGAAGUGCACCACUGCCAAACAAGAACUUGCAAACAACCUUCAAGUCCGACUCAAAUGGUGCUGUUACGUAAUGCUUCAUGCAGACCAGGAUGGGGAGAAGCUCCAAGCUCUACUCAGGCUACUGACAGAGCUAAUGGAGAGAGUGAGGGUGGUGGAGGCCCUCAGUACUGUGCCCCAGAUGUACUGCCUGGCAGUGGUGGAAGUCGUCAGGAGAAAGAUGUUCAUGCGCCACUACAGAGAGUGGGCCUGUGCACUUGUGAAGGAUGGGAAACAACUUUAUGAAGCUGAAAAGUUCAAAAGGGAAACAUUUGGGAGACUCUUUAGAAAGUCUUUUCUCAGAAACCGCUUGUUUAGAGGUCUUGAUUCAUGGCCUCCCACAUCAUUUUGUACACGAAAACCCAGAAGGUUUGAUUAUGAGCUUCCUGACAUCUCACUUGAGGACCUGCAGUACCUUAAGUCUUGUUGUCCUGCAGAGGUGCAGCCUUUUCUCAUGGUUCCCACACUGUGUGAUUUUGAACCCUUAAAUCACCAUGUAGAGAUGCUUCAUCAGCUGGUCCAAGCUGCACAGAGUGUGGAUGAGAUGUCUCAAACCAUUACUGACCUACUAAGUGAACAAAGGGCAUCCUGUAGCCAGAGUGCUCAGAGAUCAGCUGCGUUGACCUCACAGUCUGAAAGCAUACCUGGGACCACAACCCCUGUCUCCUCCAAAACUCCCUCCUCUCUCAGCCUUCAGGGUCCCACCUGCCAGCCCCUUCAUGUUCCCAUCCCAGCACCUUUAGAGGACUUGUCCCCAGACAGCAUUGAUGCACAAACCUUUGACUUUGAAACCAUCGGCCACCCGAACAUGGACCCAGUCCUUCAGCAGGGCUCCCUUGAUUUGGAUUCUUUGGCAGAAAGCCCUGAGUCUGACUUCAUGUCUGCUGUUAAUGAGUUUGUGAUUGAAGAGAACUUGACCUCCCCCAACCCCAUCAGUGACCCUACUAGCCCUGAAAUGAUGGUGGAGUCACUUUAUUCCUCUGUCAUCAAUGCUAUAGACAAUAAGCGAAUGCAGGACACCACAAUAUUAGAGAGGGAAAACUCAAAGAUAGCUGUUCUGAAGCAAGUUAUUGACAAGUAUCGAUUUGCUGCAGAGGAAUCUCAGUCCAACUUAAAAAGCGUCAAGGAUGACCUCUACCACUUUAGAGGCCUGGUGCUGAAGGAACAGCGUGAUUUUGGCUUUGCCCUCAAGACUAUGACCAUAGAGGUGCGCAGCAUUGUGGACAACAUCCGCCAGACCCAUGAACUGGAGAUGAAGGAGCAGCACCAAAGUCAGCUCCUCUGCCUUCGGCAAGAGCUUGAGGAGCAAAUCCGAACACUAAUGGAGGAAAACCAGGUCAACCAGAAUAUUGUCAAAGAUGUUCAGCGUGCUAUGCUGGAGCUGGAGGGGCUUCUGGAGCGUAAAGAGAAGGAACUCACUCAACUGGAGAGUGAGAGGGAACGAUGGGUUGAAGCAGAGGCCAGCCAGACAGAGAGGAUUAAAGACCUUGAGCAGAAGAUCAAUGAUCAAGUUGAAGAGAUAAAGACUCUCUCAACUUCCAGAGACACCCUGACCAACCAGCUUGAGAAUUUGCACUUUGAGAUUGAACGUGGACAGCAGAAGAUUCGACAAGAGUUGGAGGGAGUUGAGCAGUCUCACCUUAAGGAGCUCGAAGAGAGGAUGAGUCAGCAACACCAAGUCCAGCUGGAUACCCUAACCAGAGAAAACCAGGAGGCUCUGGAGCUCCUCGCUGCAGAGCAUAGGGCCAAGUUUACUGAGGCAGCUGAUCACCACGCUGCUAUCCUGAGAGAGAAAGAUGCUAAAAGCAAGGAUUUGGAGGCUCGCACUGUUGAAUUGGCAGACCUGCGCUGUAAGCUAGAAGUGGAGCUUGCCCUCAAAGAGUCUGAGACUGAAGAGGUUAGGUUGUUACUUGAGGAGGCCAAGGUACAGCAGGCUGAGGCUGUGAAGGCCCAGGUAGAGGCUGAGACAAAAGUCCUAAGCCAAGAGCUGGCAGAACUCAAACGACAGCUUCAGGUGAAGAAUGAGGAGUAUGAAGUGGACCUAGCAGAGCUGAGGACUCUAAUGCGGAUUGAAAAGGACCAUUGCAUCUCUGAGCUGGUGGACAGGCAUGAGGAGGAGACUGUCUUGUUGCGCAGUGAGCUCUCCUCUUUGCAGCAGCAGGCCCAAGAUGCUGUGAGGAAACAUGCUGAGCAACAGCAGAAACUCCAACAGGAUUUAGACUUACAAGUUGCUGUUCUACAUGAAGAAAAAGAAGAGCAGCAGAGGAGUUUCCAGGAGCAGGAGCGAGAGUUGAGGACUGUUAUCUGCAGUUUGCAGGCAGAAAAUGAGCUGCACGCUAAAAGAUUAGAGCAGGACAGACGAGCAGUUCAGGAAAGUUUAGAGAAAGAAGAGGCCUUGAAGGUUGCAUUACCAGAUGCCUUUAAAGAGUUAGAGCAGCAAAAGGAAGAGAUGGAGAAGAAACUUUUAGACAAAAUUAGGCAACUUGAAAAUGAGCUUCACGGGAGACAAUCCUCAACAAGGGAGGAAGGGCUGUCCCUGCACAGUGAGGGGCGUGCAGAAGCCGGAGCACCUCUGUCCUUGGACUCAGCCUUACAGGAGCGGUUGCAGCAGGAGAGGGCCUCCCUGCAGACCCAGAUGGAGCUCCUCGAGAAGAGGAAAAAUGAGGAGAUGCAGAACCUCAAGACAUCGCUCAUUGCAGAGCAGCAGACUAAUUUCAACACUGUUCUAACUCGGGAGAAGCUCAAGAAAGAGCAGAUCAUCAAUGAGCUGACAGAAAAGUUGCGGAAAGUUACCCAGCAACAGGAGAAGGACAAAGCUCUGAUAGAGACUCUUUCGGAGGACCGUGCUAGCGUCAUGAAGGAGAAGAAGCACCUGGAGGAGGAGCUGAACCGCCUGCGCAGCACCGCCCUGGUCUCCUCUGCCUUCUUCACCUCUGCUUCUGCAGCUCAGGAGGCCACAGAAGCUGGGGCAGCAGCUCGGGCCACGCCUGUCGCAGGGGCCUGUUCCUCUGAGCCUCUGGCUGCAGCAGACAGACUGGCCUCUGUGGCCGCCAUUCGAGACGAUGAACAUGUCGACUCGGCAGUGGAGGCUAGCAUGGUGACAGUCCAUGAUAACGUCUUGAUGUCAGAGGAGAAACAGCGGAUACUCUUACUUGAGAGGACUUUACACAUGAAGGAAGAAGAAAACAAGCGCCUCAGUCAAAGACUGAUGUCUCAAAGCAUGUCGUCUGUGUCAUCACGCCAUUCAGAGAAAAUCGCCAUCAGAGAUUUCCAAGUAGGCGAUUUGGUCCUCAUCAUCCUCGAUGAAAGGCAUGACAACUAUGUUCUGUUCACAGUCGGUCCCACCCUCUACUUCCUCCACUCAGAGUCUCUCACUGCACUGGACCUCAAACCAGCAUCAGGGACCUCCAGACGGCCAUGGGUUCUCGGGAAGGUGAUGGAGAAGGAAUAUUGCCAGGCAAAAAAGGCACAGAACAGGUUCAAAGUUCCUUUGGGAACAAAGUUCUACAGAGUGAAAGCUGUUCCAUGGAACAGGAAAGUAUAAUAGCCAAGUAAUGAGCUACAGUGUAUAUUUAUAUCGCUUAAAAUUUUUGAACAGAAUCUUCACACCAUAAUUCAUAACUUGAAAAAUGAAAGACCCGAAAAAUCGAAAGAAUGAAGAUCAUCAUCAUGCUACUUUGGCUUUUAGUUCAAGAUCCCACCUACUACCACAUUUUUUUUCUUUCUUUUUUUUUUUCCUUUUUUUUCUUUUAAUCCCAGAUUUGUUAUUGUGGACCAAAUGCUAUUACCUUAUUAGGGCAAUGCCCUAUACACUGUGGCAUAAAGCCAUUUGACCUGUGUGUAAAUUGAACAAAAAGUAUUUGGAUGUUAAAUAUUAGUUCUCAUUAUCAGCAUUUGUCCUUUUGUGGAAAAUACUGUGUCAUUAUCAACAUAAUUCAAAUGAAAAUAUACAUUUAUUAUAAAUGUUUAUGGAGGAAUGUUCAUGGCAUGCAUAUUGAUAUAUUUUCUUUGAUUUUACUUAUCCAGAUAAAUGUUGUAGUUGGAAAUGUAGUUAAUGCCGUUUGUUACUCACAAAGCAGUAUGGCCCUCUGUCAAUACUGAAAUGUAUAUUAUGGCUGACUGAUGGAAACAGUCGUCAUUGCAAUCCUUGAAAUGCACUUUCAAAAACAAUGCUUUUUUUUGUUGAUUUGAAAAGGGAAGUAAUUGAGCUGUCGAAACUAAGUAUAAAAAAAAAGAUAACAGCACAAACUUCUCGCUAUCAUAGAAUAUUGACAUGUAGAAAGGAAUUCUUUGUGACUGUGUUUCAUUAUUGGAAGACAUUGUACAUUACCCAUCAAAUCACACAUGUAACAAUAAAUGACUGUAUUGUAAAAGAUAUUAGAGUUUUGAAACAAUAAAGGAUUGAUCCCAAACAUA
Molecule: messenger RNA, 6176 nt
Organism: Myripristis murdjan (pinecone soldierfish)
Lineage: Eukaryota; Metazoa; Chordata; Actinopteri; Holocentriformes; Holocentridae
Product: RB1-inducible coiled-coil protein 1
Exons: 23
Coding region: 436-5304 (1622 amino acids)
Biological process (GO): autophagy of mitochondrion; autophagosome assembly; piecemeal microautophagy of the nucleus
Cellular component (GO): phagophore assembly site membrane; Atg1/ULK1 kinase complex
Molecular function (GO): protein kinase binding; molecular adaptor activity
Source: RefSeq, a predicted model, not a curated record